AUGCCUGUCGAACUCAAGGACCGUUCUUCUUCCUCCUCUCCCUCCUCGCCCGGCCCGCGGGUUCUGUAUUGGUUCCGAACGGACCUACGGCUCGAUGACUCGCCUGCCCUGACGACAGCCUUGUCAUUGAACCCGUCGGCGUUGAUCCCGCUGUGGACAUGGGACCCGCAUUACAUAUACGCAUCGACAAGCGGACAGGGGCUGGGCCAGCGACUGGGCCAGCGACAGCGCGGGUGCGUGAACCGCUGGGCAUUCCUGGUCGCAUGCAUGAACGACGUGUCGGCGUCGCUGACGAAACUCAACCCGAAGCAGAAGCUGCACGUGGUGCGUGCGGCGCCGGCCGCGAUCAUGGACGCAUUGUUGCGCAAGUGGAAGAUCGACGUCCUGGUGUUCGAGAAGGACACCGACGCCUAUGCGCGCACCCGAGACGCCCACGUCACCCGCAUUGCCGAGGGUCUCGGAGUCAAGGUCGUCGCCGUGGCCGGUCGCACGCUGUUCGACAGUGACGACGUCGUCCGGCACAACGGCGGCAAGCCGACCUUGACCAUGGCCCAGCUCGUCAAGGCGGCAGGCAAGAUCGGCGACGGGAAGCCGAUGCGUCCGCUGGAUGCGCCGACAAUCUUGCCGGAUCCUCUCGAUUGGGCCGAGAUGAAUCUGGAUGGCCUUGUGCUGCAUGAGGUCAAUGACGCACCUUCGGUCAGCUGCGACUUGAAAGCCGCCGUGGACGAAAACGAGAACGAGACCGAGCACGAGACCGAGCACGAGACCGAGCACGAGAACGAGAACGAGAGCGAAAAAAAGACACAGACCAAGACAAACGUUCAGGCUCACCCAGACAUGUCCACUGCGCGCUCGGGUAUGGAUUCCAAUGCAGCCCAACAUCUAGACAUUCCCCCUAAAUCUUCUCCCCUCAAAGCCUCUCCCAGGUCGCUGUCGUUCCCUGGGAUGGGCCUCAGCGACAGACAGUUCUCGGCAGGCCUGAUGGGGCCGGAGGGGACGUUUUCGAUCCCGACGCUGGAGGAAAUGGGCGUGGUUGGCCCUCAGCUUCACCGUGACGCCGACACCGACACUGACGCAACCAGCACUAUCAGCAGUGGUACAGGCAGUGGCAACGGUGGCAACACAACGUCAACGACCCAGUCAUUGUAUCGCCAGGGUGGUGAAACCGCGGGCCUCGCUCUCCUGGCGGCCCAUGUCACGGACGAAACGUACAUAGCGACGUUCGAAAAGCCCGCCACAGCGCCCACGGCGUUCGACCGGCCCGCGACAACCCUGCUCAGCCCGCACAUGCAUUUCGGCAGCGUCUCGGUGCGGCGGUUCUGGUGGGCGGUCCAGGACGUGCUGGAGCGCCGACGCCUCGCCAAGCAACCCGUCAGUCCUCACCCGGUCAAUCUGCCGGGCCAGCUGCUGUUUCGAGACAUGUACUUCGCGGCGUAUGCUGCCGUGGGCGCGUCGUUCGGCCAGGCGGUAGGGAAUCCCGUGGCCAGGUUUGUCCCGUGGGCGUUGCUGUCGAAGUAUCCGGGGAUCCCUGCCACUGGAUCUCUACGCGAUGAUGGCGAGCCCGAGCCCGAGUCCCGCUACAUGGUCGACGACCCGCAAGCGGAAGAAUACUUCCAGCGCUGGAAAUACGGGUGUACAGGCUUCCCGUGGAUCGACGCGCUCAUGCGCCAGCUCCGGCAGGAAGGCUGGAUCCACCACCUGGGCCGGCACGCCGUGGCAUGCUUCCUGACCCGCGGCGGCUGCUAUGUCUCGUGGGAGCGCGGCGCCGAGGUGUUUGAGGAGUGGCUGCUCGACCACGAGGUCGCGUGCAACGCCGGCAACUGGAUGUGGCUGAGCUGCUCCGCCUUCUUCUCCCAGUUCCACCGCGUCUAUUCGCCCGUCAGUUUCCCCAAGAAGUGGGAUCGCCGUGGCGAAUUCGUCAGGCGCUAUGUGCCUGAACUCGCGGGCUUUGAUGACCAGUUCAUCUACGAGCCGCACAAGGCGCCAAUAGCCGACCAGAAGCGGUGGGGGUGUCUGGUCAAGAGUGAUGGGUAUGGACUUGAACAUUAUGCUGCCUCGACCUCGACGACUGGGUAUGGUACGGGCAAUGGAGCUGGUGCCAGGGCGAUGAUGGACAGCAACAGCAGUGGUGGUGCCGGCAGUGACAAAAGUCAUCCUACUCCCCCUGGCCAGAGGCUCUACCCGAAGCCCAUGUUCGAUUUCAGCCAGCGCAGGCAGUUCUGCCUAGACAAGAUGAAGCAGGCGUACGAGGUCGGCCUGUACGGCGACGACGAGAGGGUGCUGAGCGGCGAGUGGAGGAGCUUGUUUGGGCUCGAGGAGCAACAGGGCAAGGAGGCGGAUGGCAAGUCCGUGUCGUCCGACGCAGACUUAGGGUUUCGCGGUGUGAAGCGCCAGCGAAGCGGAGUCAAAUCGGCGCUGCUGGAUGGCAAGCAACGCAGAUUGGAGACUGUUGGCGCUGAUAUGGUACAUGAGCAGCACGGUUCUAGUCAAACCGAUCAGAGCCCAGGAGACCAAGAUCAAGACCGACACUGA
This is a messenger RNA of Capronia epimyces CBS 606.96, 2532 nucleotides long. RefSeq lists its product as uncharacterized. Gene Ontology annotation, molecular function: FAD binding; DNA binding. The transcript has a single exon. The record is from RefSeq and is a predicted model, not a curated record. Gene Ontology annotation, cellular component: nucleus; cytoplasm. Gene Ontology annotation, biological process: entrainment of circadian clock by photoperiod; circadian regulation of gene expression. Lineage: Eukaryota; Fungi; Ascomycota; Eurotiomycetes; Chaetothyriales; Herpotrichiellaceae. The coding region runs from base 1 to 2532 and encodes 843 amino acids.